AUGAAUAUUUCAUUUAAGAAUAAACGUAUUUUAAUCACAGGCGCUGGACAAGGUAUCGGCAGAGAUCUAGCUCUGCGCUUGUCAAAGUUCAACGGAACAGUAAUCGCCUUGUCAAAAACAGCCUCCAACUUGGACUCUCUAAAAAAAGAAGAUCCAACAAUUGAGACAGUUGCGGUGGACCUCGCGGACUGGGAAGCAACAAGAAAUGCUGUAAAAAAGGUCUUACCGAUUGACAUGCUUGUCAAUAAUGCAGGAGUAGCUUGUCUUGCGCCAUUUUUGCAGCAAACAGAACAACACUUUGACCUGACGAUGACUAUUAACGUUAAAUCAAUGUUCAAUGUGUCUCAAGUAGUAGCAGAAGACUUGAUCAAGAGGAAAGCCUCGGGAAAAUUAGGCCCUCACAAUAUUCGUGUAAACGCAGUCAAUCCAACAGUAGUUUUGACAGCGAUGGGAAAAUUAGGAUGGGGAGAUCCAGAAAAAGCUCGCAGUAUGACAGAAAAAAUACCACUAGGACGUUUUGCCGAGGUUGACGAAGUUAUAGACCCAAUUGUUUACCUACUAAGUGAUCGCAGUUCAAUGAUUAACGGCGUUGCAUUGCCCAUCGACGGCGGAUUUCUCGCAACAUAA
Cotesia congregata is the source of this 627-nucleotide messenger RNA. NCBI's taxonomy places the organism in Eukaryota, Metazoa, Arthropoda, Insecta, Hymenoptera, Braconidae. The record is from the annotation of a GenBank genome assembly.